UAAAACUUACAACUGUAAAGGGGUAUGGCAAGUACAGGUUCCUCCAUUUUCACAUGACGUAUUGGGAGUGGAUCUUCGAACUCAACAAAAAUAUUCUGCAGCCUGCUUGCUGUCUAAAGUUAUUGUACGAUAAAAGACAGGAUUUACUCCAAGCAUGAGAGGCUCAUAUGGGGACAGGGACCGUGGACGAGACAGAGGGCCACGCUUUGGGUCCAGCAGUCGCAGGAGCCCCCCACCCCCAAAGUUUGGGAAUCCUGGAGAAAGACUCAGGAAGAAGAAAUGGAACCUGGAUGAGCUACCCAAAUUCGAAAAGAACUUCUAUAACGAAAACCAGGAGAUCCAGCGAAUGACUCAGUAUGAUUUGGAGGAAUUCCGCCGCAAGAAAGAGAUCACAGUCAGAGGAUCUGGCUGCCCAAAACCAGUCACGCACUUCCAUCAGGCCCAGUUCCCUCAGUAUGUAAUGGAUGUGCUGUUGCACCAGAACUUCAAGGAACCCACUCCCAUCCAGGCCCAGGGAUUCCCCUUGGCCCUGAGCGGGAGAGACAUGGUGGGAAUUGCUCAGACGGGAUCUGGGAAGACUCUGGCAUAUCUCCUUCCUGCUAUUGUCCACAUCAACCACCAGCCUUACUUGGAGAGAGGCGAUGGACCUAUUUGCCUUGUGCUGGCUCCCACUCGAGAACUGGCACAGCAGGUGCAGCAGGUGGCCUAUGAGUAUGGGAAGUCGUCCCGCAUCAAGAGCACCUGUGUGUAUGGAGGGGCCCCCAAGGGGCCUCAGAUACGUGACCUGGAGAGAGGUACGGAGAUUUGCAUUGCCACGCCAGGGCGUCUCAUUGACUUCCUGGAGGUCGGAAAGACCAACCUGCGGCGCUGCACUUACUUGGUGCUGGACGAGGCUGACCGUAUGCUGGACAUGGGCUUCGAGCCCCAGAUCCGCAAGAUUGUGGACCAAAUCCGACCCGACAGACAGACUCUGAUGUGGAGCGCCACUUGGCCCAAAGAGGUGCGUCAGCUGGCAGAGGACUUCCUGAAAGAGUACGUACAGAUCAACGUGGGCGCCCUGGAGCUGAGCGCCAACCACAACAUCCUGCAGAUAGUGGACGUGUGCAUGGAGACUGAGAAGGACAACAAGCUGAUGCAGCUAAUGGAGGAGAUCAUGGCUGAGAAGGAGAACAAAACCAUCAUCUUUGUGGAGACCAAGAAACGCUGUGAUGAACUGACACGUCGCAUGCGGAGGGAUGGAUGUGGAGGACGUCAAGUUCGUCAUCAACUACGACUACCCCAACUCGUCGGAGGAUUACGUGCACCGCAUCGGGCGCACCGCCCGCAGCACCAACAAGGGCACGGCCUACACCUUCUUCACCCCGGGGAACCUGCGGCAGGCGCGCGACCUGGUGCGCGUGCUGGAGGAGGCGCGGCAGGCCAUCAACCCCAAGCUGCUGCAGCUGGUGGACUCUGGACGCGGAGGAGGCGGAGGAGGUAGGAUGCGUUACCGUGGCGGCGGCUCCAGUUCGAACAACCCCAACAUGAUGUACCAGGAUGAGUGUGAGCGGCGAAUGCGCUAUGUGGGCGGCAGCUCAAAGGCCCUGCCGCUCCAACCCGGCCGCCCAUGGCAGCAGCCGACUGACCGGACCGCUCGUCCUCCUCCUCCUCAGCCGGGACGCGCGGGAGGCGGCCGCGGCGGCUACAACGAGCAGUUCCAGAGCUACGGCUCCGGUGGCGGCGGCCAGUACGGCUCCAGGGGGGGUGGUGGUGGCGGUGGAGGAGGGGGCAGCGGCGUGCAGGAGCCCUCGGGUCCGCCUCAGGGUCCCUUCGGCCAGCCCCCUCCUCCACCGGCCCAGGGCGUGGCCGGGCCCCAGCCUCUCAUGGCGCAGCAGUUCCCCCCUCCUCCCCAGCCCAUGAUGGGGUUCCUAGGGCAGGGCCCGUAUCCGUUCGCCCCGCCACCUCCUCCCCCACCUCCACCGCCCAGGAAGUAGCCUAAGAGAUCGCUUAUCUUAAGGACCAUCAACCUGACCCGUUCCCAAAAAAAGGAGCCCACUGUCCUCCUCCCAUAGGAAUAGAUGGACAUGGUGAAAGUGUAAUCCUGUGUUCUUUUCUUUCCCCCUCUCCUGUUGGCUAGUUGUCACCAACAGUGGAGGACCUGAGGAGGUAAGGGCUGAUUCGCUUCAGUUUUAUGCUCUGCAGCUGAUUGUGUUUUAUGUGAAUGUGCUGUACCAGUAAAGAAGCUUUGGUGUCUCUCUCUUUGUUGGUGGGCCACGCUCUUCUGAGCAGCCCCUCUUGGCAAAUAGUGGCCAGACAUUAUGUGUGAAUUAGUAACUGUGGGUCAGAAAGGAAAUUGAUCCAUUUGAAUAGUGAAUUAAGUUGCUAUAACUCGUUCUUUUGUAAUUAUCAAAUAUAUUAUACUUUUGUAAUGCCAAAAUCCAGGUCAUUACUUUCUAUAUCUCAGUGUCAAGCCACCUGCAUCCAUAGUAUAUAGUAUAAGAUUGAAUUCAAUUUGGUCACUUCUUUUAUUUUGUAUUUUUGAUCAUUAUAUGAUGUUUAAUCUAGGGACUAAUUAGGGAUUGAAGACAACACAGUUGGAAAACAUACACCGAACCCAGUGCCUCUGAUUUGUUUGAAAUCUUAGUCAAAUGGGAGCUGCACCCAUCAAGUCUGUUCUUUUUUAUACUAUUGUGCUUCUCUUUUACAGGUUUAAAUAAAGACCUUUAACAUCAUA
Molecule: messenger RNA, 2713 nt
Organism: Alosa alosa (allis shad)
Lineage: Eukaryota; Metazoa; Chordata; Actinopteri; Clupeiformes; Clupeidae
Product: probable ATP-dependent RNA helicase DDX17
Biological process (GO): alternative mRNA splicing, via spliceosome
Cellular component (GO): nucleus; ribonucleoprotein complex; cytoplasm
Molecular function (GO): ATP binding; RNA binding; RNA helicase activity
Source: RefSeq, a predicted model, not a curated record